AAUUUUGUCACUCGCGCCCGUCAGCUUCAAGACGAGGCUCCAAAAUCCAAAUCCCUCCCCUCUCUCUUCCUCCACAAUAAAACAAAUCCUCAUUCUAUCUCCGAUUCCACUUCUCGCCCUCUCCGCCCCCCCCCCCCCCCCCCUCAUCAUCUCUCCAUGGCUGACUCCGUCCCUUCGAUCCCUAGCCCUAACUCUGCUACUAUUCUUCCUCUUUUACCACCACCGCCGCCCCCGCCGCCAUCAUGCCAUCCUUCCGACCAGAGCCCCGCCGGUGGCGGCCGAUUCUCGUCGUUUCGCUGCCCGGCUACGCGGGUGACGUCUGAAUUCGACAGCGACAGCUCCGUGUUCCUCCACAAGGUCUCCUGCAAGCUCUUCGACAACCUGGCCAAGCUCAAAUUCUCCUUCCAGAACGACCGUGGUGGCCAGAUCGCCUACCCCCAGCUCGGUUUCCUCACCAAGCACUUUGGUGUCCUCUACGACCUCGAGUCCCGCAAUGCUCGUCUUAAUGGGUCCUUCGAUAUCGCCAACUUCUUGCAAGUCCGCGCCACCCACGAUGUCAAGACUGGUCAUAGUGGAGAGCCAAACUCUAUUCAUAUAGGCUUAUCAGCACAGUCUUUAUCUGUUUCAUGCACAUGUGAAAAUAACGAGUCUAUUGUUUCUUGCUUCCGUUUUGGUAGUGCCUUCCUAUUCAAGUAUCAUUAUAAAAAGGAGCAACAAGGAGAAGUUGCAAUCACAACAAGCAUGUCAAAUCCAUCAUAUAAACUGGAAAUUUCUUCUUCAGUUCCAUCUGCUGGUCUGCCAAAAACAACUGUCCACUUCCCCCUUGGUGAAGUUUCAGUGGAGAGGAAAGACCAGGAAACUGAGAAAGCACUAUCCAUAAAUGGAAUCCUGAAAGGUGAGCUGCUGAAUGGAGUUUGUACUGCAUUAUACAGGGAUGAGGAUCUUAAUCUGAGAUACUGCUACAAGGAUGAUGAGAUGUCAUUUAUACCCAGCAUCUCUUUACCAUCAAAUGCAUUAUCCUUGGCAUUCAAACGCCAUUUCAGUCCCUCAGACAAGUUGAGCUACUGGUACCACUUUGACUCUAGUCAGUGGAGUAUGGUGUACAAGCACACUGUUGGUAAAGACCUGAAGUUUAAAGCUGGUUAUGAUUCUGCGGUGCGACUUGGAUGGGCAUCUCUUUGGGUUGGAGAUGAAGAUGGCAAGACGAAGACAGCUCCGAUGAAGACGAAACUUCAGUUUAUGCUCCAUGUACCGCAGGAUGAUAUCGGCAAUUCUUUGUUGAUGUUUCGAGUUAAGAAAAGGUGGGACUUCUAGUUCUCCAUUAUAUUCUUUGCUCGAAGAGGAGGUAUGACGACAGGUAUCUGUCUUUUGUCUGUCAAACGUUUUGGCUACAACUUGCUACCAUAUUUUAGAUGUCAAUGAUCUUUUUCACCAAGAAUUCAGCUUGUUUUUCUA
This is a messenger RNA of Musa acuminata AAA Group (dessert banana), 1455 nucleotides long. Its product is annotated as outer envelope pore protein 37, chloroplastic. The record is from RefSeq and is a predicted model, not a curated record. Gene Ontology annotation, molecular function: monoatomic ion channel activity. Gene Ontology annotation, cellular component: chloroplast outer membrane. Gene Ontology annotation, biological process: monoatomic cation transport. NCBI's taxonomy places the organism in Eukaryota, Viridiplantae, Streptophyta, Magnoliopsida, Zingiberales, Musaceae. The coding region runs from base 157 to 1314 and encodes 385 amino acids. The transcript is spliced from 7 exons.